Colletotrichum lupini is the source of this 852-nucleotide messenger RNA. RefSeq lists its product as uncharacterized. The coding region runs from base 1 to 852 and encodes 283 amino acids. The record is from RefSeq and is a predicted model, not a curated record. The transcript is spliced from 2 exons. NCBI's taxonomy places the organism in Eukaryota, Fungi, Ascomycota, Sordariomycetes, Glomerellales, Glomerellaceae.
AUGGCAUCCGACAAAUUUAGAAAGACAAGUACGCACUCACCACUCUUUCCCAUCCAUCUCAGUCAGCAGCUUCCUGUUACAAUCCACCUCCCUACACUACAUCACCUUCCUGUGCACCGUUCCGACCAUGUCGAAAUUGUCGUCGUCGUCGUGCGGCAUGUCAGUGUCAUUGCGCUGCAGUGCCUGUCCUCCCAUCUUCUCGUCUCAUUCGGCCAAACGAUGGUUCAAGACCCGGAGUGGCACCUCUCCACAACCUCACCUCUCUGCCUCACACCGUUUGACCGCAGUCUACACUAUCCGCACCGCACCGCGGCGCACCGUAAUGACUGCACCCUAUCGAGGCAAAUUCCAAGGUUCCAAGUUCCAACCCUACGCCUUGCUGCACCUUCGCUGUCAACUCCAGACCCCCCUCCCAUCCAGCCCAAUCCCGCCUCAUCCUGGGACAACGCUUGUACGACCUUGCCUCCCCGCCACAGACAGGCCGACAGACUGACUCCCCAGUCCGGCGUUCAACCGCCGCUACUUUGGGUCGUUCCACCAUCACGAUGCUAUCUUGGAGCUGCCUUGCCACUCUUCACUCCAGGCACAGCAAAGCAAACACCAUCAACGAUGCUCGGUCUCAUUAACGCAGACAUUGGCAUUGUUCCCAGCCAUCACCUGUUGUCUGCGGCACUGCUGCCCACGCCAUUAACUUCGACCUCACCGCAUCUAUCAAUGACCUCCUCGACUCGAACCGCCUCCACACAGGCAUGGAUCUCGAACCAUUCGUACCCCUCCCUCCAGUUACCCCACCGCCAAUCACUGCCAUCAGACACCAGGGUACUCCACGCCGCACCCAUCUUGUCUUCCUAA